AUGACCAAGGAUGUCAACAGGAUUAUUUCAUCAGAUCUGCAAGAUCCACAGGAUUGUGCCCUGUUACAGGUGUUCUGGGUUGUUAACCCACUGACACAAAGCCAGUUUGCUGCUCAGCACUUGCUAUGGAGGAGGUUUGGAAUUAAAAUGCAAGCUGAAGACCAUAUAGCAUCAGAACCACGGAUUAAAAAACUGGAACCAGUACUUCUGCCAGGUGAAAUUGUGGUAAAUGAAGUAAAUUUUGUAAGAAAAUGCAUUGCAACAGAUACAAGUCAAUAUGACCUGUGGGGCAAAUUGGUUUGCACUAACUUCAAGAUUUCCUUUAUUACGGAUGACCCAAUGCCACUACAGAAAUUCCAUUAUAAAAACCUCCUCCUUGGUGAACAUGAUGUCCCGCUAACAUGCAUUGAGCAGAUUGUCACAGGUAUGUCAAAAAUAGUUAAGUAUGAUGACAGGCUUUAAACUUACUCAGUUCAAAACUGUUAACUGCUUGUUAGGUUGUGC
Aptenodytes forsteri (emperor penguin) is the source of this 504-nucleotide messenger RNA. Its product is annotated as myotubularin-related protein 10-like. The record is from RefSeq and is a predicted model, not a curated record. NCBI's taxonomy places the organism in Eukaryota, Metazoa, Chordata, Aves, Sphenisciformes, Spheniscidae. The coding region runs from base 1 to 462 and encodes 153 amino acids. The transcript has 5 exons.